This is a messenger RNA of Nelumbo nucifera (sacred lotus), 731 nucleotides long. It is a transcript of the gene JAZ8, whose product is annotated as jasmonate-zim-domain protein 8. The record is from RefSeq and is a predicted model, not a curated record. NCBI's taxonomy places the organism in Eukaryota, Viridiplantae, Streptophyta, Magnoliopsida, Proteales, Nelumbonaceae. Gene Ontology annotation, cellular component: nucleus. Gene Ontology annotation, biological process: response to wounding; regulation of defense response; regulation of jasmonic acid mediated signaling pathway.
GUGACGUUUGAGUAAUAUUUGCCUUUGCCUUUGUGGAAUUUAAUCAAACAUCUUACUUUUAUAAAUCGGAUCACACUCUCCUCUCUCUUACAAGUUACAACCCUUCAUCCUCUCUCCUCCUUCUUCUCCGAGCGGAGUUCCAGCUCUCCGUAUUCCAUUGGAGAUGGCAAAGUCUACUCUGCCGUUGGCUUUGAGGAGGAACUGCAAUCUAGACCUCUGUCUUUUCCCUCUGGGUUCUCGUCCUUCAUCCGAUUCCGACAACUCUUCCCUGUCGGAAGCAUCCAUUAGAACCCAACGACAACAAGAACAAGCACAACAGCAGAAGCAGCAGCAACUAACCAUAUUUUACAACGGGCGGGUUUGCGUCUGCGAUGUAACCGAUCUUCAGGCAAGAGCUAUCAUCUGCAUCGCGAGGCGAGAAAUGGGGGAAAGAAUGACCACCCCUCGAUCUCCUCUCUCUCCACCUCUGCAAUCUCAGCUCCAGAGCCUACCGGGGCUGUCGAUGAAGCGAUCUCUGCAACGGUUCCUGCAGAAGAGGAAGAACAGAAUGCAAGAUGCAUCGCCUUACAAGCAUUAACCAGGUUAAUUUGCAUUUGGUGGUAUCAUCACAGAGGUGUUCGACUGAAUCAGAUUCUUGUAGUUUUUUGCUAUGACUGCUUCAUCGCAGUAUAGUUUUGUAAAUUAUGUAGUGCCGAGAAUGGAUAAAGAGUAAAAUACUAUAAUUUUUUGUC